Molecule: messenger RNA, 1076 nt
Organism: Mercenaria mercenaria
Lineage: Eukaryota; Metazoa; Mollusca; Bivalvia; Venerida; Veneridae
Product: histidine-rich glycoprotein-like
Exons: 3
Coding region: 41-505 (154 amino acids)
Biological process (GO): positive regulation of DNA-templated transcription
Cellular component (GO): nucleoplasm; chromatin
Molecular function (GO): ubiquitin-protein transferase activity; metal ion binding
Source: RefSeq, a predicted model, not a curated record
UUGUUUAUGUUAUAGAUAUAAAACAGAAUCUACAGAACGAAUGAUGGCAACACCGGAUGACCUUGUGCACUGUCCUGUAUGUCUUGAAGUAUACGAGCAGCCCCGGGCCUUGCCUUGCCUACAUACAUUCUGUAGCACGUGCAUACAGGAAUACAUAAAUGCUGCUGCACGUGCAACGUCAGCUAUAACAGAUCACGAAAAAUACCCGGAGUAUGAUGAAGAGGAGGGUUAUUGGCCGCCUCCGCCAGAGGGAGCACCUCCUCACUGGGGUCCCCCUCCACAUGGGCCUCAUUUCCGUCAUUGUCAUCCGCCUCCUCCUCACCAUGGUCCACCAGGACACUGGCACCCACCACACCACAGGCCACCAGGACAUGGACCCCCGCCUCACUGGCCUCCCCCUCCACAUCACAGAGGGAGAGGUUGUCACAGGCCAGGCGGCAGAUUUCAUCAUCCACACGGGCCUAGGCAUCGCCAUCAUGGACCUUGGAGAGGUGGUCCCCCUUAGCUUCAUUAAGUAGAAUAGACGAUUGCUUACGUGCCUAUCAUAGCAGCCGAUAUGAAGACAGACAAUCUACUUAUUUUGUGCGUUUUGCUAAGCUAAGAAUUUCAACCUCACAUGUGUUUAAUCAUAACUGUUGAACUGCACUGUGCAAAAAUUCUCGUCUAUAUUGAAGGAAUAUCACUGAAGUUUGUUGUAAUAGAUUGCAAGACAUACAUCACCUUCUCAGAAAGAACACUGCUGUGAGAUGAACUAACAUCGGUUUGUCUCACGUCACGGUCUAUUUUAUCUGAAUAAGCCAUUACUUGGAAAAUUUUGUCAUAAAACAUGAAAAUAAAUGGUGCAUUCAUUCAAAGUCGCCGUGAAUAACUUCUGUUUUUAUCAAGUAACAAAUAAUUGUUUAAGACUUAACGUUAUCGAUUUGUACAAUUUUCAACUUAUUAUUUAUAUUCUUAAGGAAACUUCUAAUACCCUCUUCGUAGUUAGCAAUGACUUUCGUAUUACUACUAAUACCUUUAUGAAAUGUUUCACACGUUUAGUAAAACAUGUUGGUAAAUCGAAUAAAUCUAUUAUCUUU